AUGCCCGACACGUCCCCGCCCGUCGGCGCGCGCAUCGUGCUCAACAACUCGCUCGGCACUGUGCGCUACGUCGGCCCCGUCGACGGCACGCACGGGACGUGGCUCGGCGUCGAGUGGGACGACCCGCAGCGGGGCAAGCACGACGGGUGCAAAGACGGCAAGCGCUACUUUCGCUGUGCGACCGACCACCCCACCGCCGCGUCCUUCAUCCGCCCCGCCGCGAAGGGCCUGUCGUACGGGCGCUCCUUCCUCGCCGCGCUCACGGAAAAGUACAUCGACGACUCGCCCGCGCCCUCGAAGGAGGUUGUCACGCUCGGCUCGUCGCACGGGCUCAUCCAGGUCGAGGCCGUCGGGCUCGCCAAGGUUCGCUCGAACCUCGCCGACCUGGCGCGGCUCGUCGAGGUCUCGCUCGACGGCGCGCACAUCGCGUGGGCGGAGCAGCCGCCGCAGGUCGCGGAGCGCUGUCCGAGUGCGUGUGGCGUAUUAUUGUGA
Gloeophyllum trabeum ATCC 11539 is the source of this 492-nucleotide messenger RNA. RefSeq lists its product as uncharacterized. The transcript is spliced from 2 exons. The record is from RefSeq and is a predicted model, not a curated record. Bases 1 to 492 code for a protein of 163 amino acids. Lineage: Eukaryota; Fungi; Basidiomycota; Agaricomycetes; Gloeophyllales; Gloeophyllaceae.